Messenger RNA from Leptopilina heterotoma, 1383 nucleotides. Its product is annotated as piggyBac transposable element-derived protein 4-like. The record is from RefSeq and is a predicted model, not a curated record. The transcript has a single exon. NCBI's taxonomy places the organism in Eukaryota, Metazoa, Arthropoda, Insecta, Hymenoptera, Figitidae. Bases 1 to 1383 code for a protein of 460 amino acids.
AUGAACAUAAUAGAGUCUGAAAUGCCAAGUGAUAAUGAAUCAAUCGAUGGGCUAGUUGAGUCCGAAAAUGAAAAUGAUGAUUUGGACGAUUUGAUGGAUAAUAACACUCAAUAUGAUACUGAUAGUGAUAAUGAUUGCGAAUCUGACAGAAUACAUGACAAAAAUGAUGACGGUUGGAGACGUUGUGGAAUGUCAGAAACUAAUUUUCCAUUCACGAAAAUUAGUGGACCAAAUAUACCACAUACAGCAAAGUCACCACUGGAUGUAUUCUCUUGUCUAUUUUCAAUGGAGUUUGUAGAUUUACUUGUUGAUCAAACAAAUAUUUACAUAGAUCAACAAACUAAUCCACUGAAAAGAAGUAAGAGAAUUAAACCAGAACCUGUAACAAGAAAAGAAAUGCUUACCUUUUUAGGUAUAAAUAUGUUAAUGGGUGUAAAAAAGCUUCCUUCAUAUAGGGAUUAUUGGUCUUUGAACUAUCAACUAAGAGACACAUAUAUCUCUAGUGCUAUGAGUGUAAAUAGGUUCGGGUUUCUGCUAACACAUUUACAUUUGAAUGACAGUAGUAUGGAACCUAAAAAAGGUCAUGCAGAAUAUGAUAAGUUGUACAAAAUUCGACCACUUGUAGACACCUUAUCAAAAACUUUUCAAGAGUGUUGGCAACCUAGUGAGAACCAAUCGAUUGAUGAAAGUAUGGUAAAAUUCAAAGGACGCAGUUCGAUGAAGCAAUAUUUACCAAAUAAACCGAUCAAGCGAGGCUACAAAAUAUGGGUUCGAGCUGAUGAGGAUGGUUUUGUGUGUCAAUUUCAAAUUUACACAGGCAAGGAGAAAAACUCUAAAAAGGAAGAUAAUCUAGGAAAACGUGUUGUAAUAGAUUUGACGAGAACUCUUAUUGGUAAUUACUAUCGAGUGUACCUUGACAAUUUUUUUACUGGUAUGGAAUUAAUGAUGUCCUUAAAAAAAGACAAAAUUCUAGGUUGUGGAACCGUUAGAGUCAAUCGCAAAGGUUUACCAAAAGAUCAUCAGCCAGACAGAAAAAUGAAAAGAGGUGACAGUGAGUUCCGAUCAUGCUCAAGUGGCAUAGGAUGGGUAAAAUGGAAAGACAAUAAAGCUGUGUAUGCUCUAUCAAAUUUUCACGAUCCCUCAAAAGUUUCAGAAACAAAUCGAAAAAAUAAAGACGGCAGCGUAAGUGUUAUUUCUUGUCCCGAUAUAAUAAAGGAUUAUAAUCAACAUUUGGGUUACGUAGACAAAGCUGAUAUGCUGAAAUCUUUGUAUGAGAUCGACAGAAAAUCGAAAAAAUGGUGGCACAGACUAUUUUGGCAUCUUUUAGAUGUCGCUGUCACGAAUGCGUUUGUCAUCGACAAAAAAAAGGAGUUUCUAACUUAA